Molecule: messenger RNA, 3390 nt
Organism: Echinops telfairi (small Madagascar hedgehog)
Lineage: Eukaryota; Metazoa; Chordata; Mammalia; Afrosoricida; Tenrecidae
Gene: MAP3K7
Product: mitogen-activated protein kinase kinase kinase 7
Exons: 17
Coding region: 39-1853 (604 amino acids)
Biological process (GO): JNK cascade; protein phosphorylation; positive regulation of canonical NF-kappaB signal transduction
Molecular function (GO): MAP kinase kinase kinase activity; ATP binding; magnesium ion binding
Source: RefSeq, a predicted model, not a curated record
GGCGGCCUUCUCGGCCCCCCCGGGUGCCGCGCGGGAUCAUGUCUACAGCCUCUGCCGCCUCCUCCUCCUCCUCUUCUUCGGCCGGUGAAAUGAUCGAAGCCCCUACUCAAGUCCUGAACUUUGAAGAGAUCGACUACAAGGAGAUCGAGGUGGAAGAGGUUGUUGGAAGAGGAGCCUUUGGAGUAGUCUGCAAAGCAAGAUGGAGAGCAAAAGAUGUUGCUAUUAAGCAAAUAGAGAGUGAAUCUGAGAGGAAAGCUUUUAUUGUAGAGCUUCGUCAGUUAUCCCGUGUGAACCAUCCUAAUAUUGUAAAGCUUUACGGAGCCUGCUUGAAUCCAGUAUGUCUUGUGAUGGAGUAUGCUGAAGGAGGCUCUUUAUAUAAUGUGCUGCAUGGGGCUGAACCAUUGCCAUAUUACACGGCUGCGCACGCAAUGAGUUGGUGUUUACAGUGUUCCCAAGGAGUGGCUUACCUUCACAGCAUGCAACCCAAAGCUCUAAUUCACAGGGACCUGAAACCGCCAAACUUGUUGCUGGUCGCAGGGGGGACGGUUCUAAAAAUCUGUGAUUUUGGUACUGCCUGUGACAUUCAGACACACAUGACCAAUAAUAAGGGAAGUGCUGCCUGGAUGGCACCUGAAGUUUUUGAAGGUAGCAAUUACAGUGAAAAGUGUGACGUCUUCAGCUGGGGUAUUAUCCUCUGGGAAGUAAUAACACGUCGGAAACCCUUUGAUGAAAUUGGUGGCCCUGCUUUCCGUAUCAUGUGGGCUGUUCACAAUGGUACUAGACCACCACUGAUCAAAAAUUUGCCGAAGCCCAUUGAGAGCCUGAUGACUCGUUGUUGGUCUAAAGAUCCUUCUCAACGCCCUUCUAUGGAGGAAAUUGUGAAAAUAAUGACUCACCUGAUGCGGUACUUUCCAGGAGCAGAUGAGCCUCUGCAGUAUCAGUAUUCAGAUGAAGGACAGAGCAACUCUGCCACCAGUACAGGCUCAUUCAUGGACAUCACUUCUACCAACACCAGUAAUAAAAGUGACACCAACAUGGAACAACUUCCGGCCACAAAUGAUACUAUUAAACGCUUAGAAUCAAAAUUAUUGAAAAAUCAAGCAAAGCAACAGAGUGAAUCUGGGCGUUUAAGUUUGGGAGCUUCCCGUGGGAGCAGUGUGGAGAGCUUGCCCCCAACCUCCGAGGGCAAGCGGAUGAGUGCGGACAUGUCUGAGAUAGAAGCACGGAUCGCUGCAACCACAGCCUGUUCCAAGCCUAAACGGGGCCACCGUAAAACCGCUUCAUUUGGCAACAUUCUGGAUGUCCCUGAGAUCGUCAUAUCAGGCAACGGACAACCCAGACGUAGAUCCAUCCAAGACUUGACUGUUACUGGAACAGAACCUGGUCAGGUGAGCAGUAGGUCAUCCAGUCCUAGUGUCAGAAUGAUCACUACCUCAGGACCAACCUCAGAAAAGCCAACUCGAAGUCAUCCAUGGACCCCUGAUGAUUCCACAGAUACGAAUGGAUCAGAUAACUCUAUACCAAUGGCUUAUCUUACACUGGAUCACCAACUACAGCCUCUAGCACCAUGCCCAAACUCCAAAGAAUCUAUGGCAGUGUUUGAACAGCAUUGUAAAAUGGCCCAAGAAUAUAUGAAAGUUCAAACAGAAAUUGCAUUGUUAUUACAGAGAAAGCAAGAACUAGUUGCAGAACUGGACCAGGAUGAAAAGGACCAGCAAAAUACAUCUCGUCUGGUACAAGAACAUAAAAAGCUUUUAGAUGAAAAUAAAAGCCUUUCUACUUAUUACCAGCAAUGCAAAAAACAACUAGAAGUCAUCAGAAGUCAGCAGCAAAAACGACAAGGCACUUCAUGAUUCUCUGGGACCCUUGAAUUUUAAAAUAUGCAAAGAAAGACUUGUUUUUUUUUGUUUUGUUUUUUGUUAUUUUUCAAGGAAACAAUAUCCCUUAUAAUGACAGUUCAUGAGUGUUCGCUUUUUUGGCGUGUUCUGAAUGCCAUCUGCCUCUAUUUGCUGCAUGUGAUUCAUCGUUUAUUUCUCUAUUCUCCUGGUGGACAUGCAACUCAACUGUCUCGUUGCAUAACAUCAGGGCGUCUGGGACUUGAAUCAGCAGCAGUUCUUCACGUGAAAACCCAUGCAGGGAACUCUGGCUGUAUAUGCAUGCUCAUUGUACAGUGACGGGGGUCAAACUAGCUGCCAUGUGCUGCAAACAUUGUCUUUUUCUUCUUCCCAUUAGAGGUAGAACCUCUGUAAUGAUUUUGUUCAUGUAUCUCAUCUCAAAACAAUAAUGUUUUUGUUUUCUGAAAUGUGGUUUAUACCACAUUAAAGACAGGGUAUUGUAAAGUAGAAUCAUUGGUGGUGCAUUGCAGAAAUAGUGAACCUGUAGGGAUAAUUCAAAAUGAGAGUCUUGAUGCCAGCACCCUUGGAUGAACACUGAGCUUUGUUCCAUCCAUUAAUGCGCAGAGUCACGUGGUGACUGCUCUGUUUAAGGAAAGCAGGUUUACAUGUUUUCAUUAGACUUCAAUUGGAUUACGAUACAUUGAACAAAAUGGAACUCUCUUUUUUAAGAGGUAAAGAUUUUUAAUUCUGUGAUUGUGUGGAUGUGUGUUGAAAUUGUAAAGCUUUUAUGACUCUAAUAUUAAGCUCUUAAAUGAAAUUAAAAAGCAAAUGGACAUGAUUCUGUAUAAUCAUUCCUUCCUGCAAUGAUUAUUGGAUUGUUUUACUAUAUAGUUUUAAAACUAAAGAGAAAUCAUGGGAAAUACUUGGACUUUAAAUUUCUCUUCACAAUACAACGAAGAAAAGACCUGGCAGAUCUUGAAAGGUUAAGAAAGAAGUAAGUAAAUGUCAAUUCACCAAGUAUACCCACUUCCCCGAGAUACUGGGAUAAUUGGUUUUUCUGGCAAGCUCUCUAAGAGUGCCUGUUGCCUUUCAACUCUUUUAAGAGAGCAUUUCAACACAUAUAAAGAGUAUUUAUAUUGUUAACAGUUAACUUUGCUACCAACUUGAAACUAACUUUAAAGUGAUAAUAAAAAUUCAUUGAAAUAAUAGACUAUAGAAGCUCUAUUUUUUCAGUUGCCAUUAAAAUCAGUCACAUUUUGAUACCAGUACAAGGUGUCUUUUAAAUAAGGAUGUCAUUGACUUCAUUUUUUAUAGCAAUGUUUUAUGAAGAGAAAAUUAAAAAUGGAAGCGUAAUUGCUGUGAUUCUUAAGAAUUGUGAUUGUUUGUAGAUCUGCUCUAUUUCACAUAAGCAAGUUGGUCUAAGCAGUGAUCAAAGCUGUUUUUCAAAAUGCUAAAGCAGGUAACCUUUUCUUCCAUUAUUUUACCCCUCCCACUGAGUUUUAUAAUGUAUUCUUUGUGUAUACAGCAAUAAAGGUAAAGGACAGUUUAUACUAAA